AAGUGCACCAACCAUGGCGGCCGCAACGAGAAAUGUGCGUUCCCACGAAAAUAUCGCUAAUACCAUUGAAUAUGUGCAGUGCGAUGGAUUGGCCGUAAUGAAAAUGGUUAAGCACUGCCAUGAAGAGUCAAUGAGCAAUAUGGAAGUAGCUCAGGGUGCUCUUCUUGGUCUUGUGGUGGAUCAAGUUUUGGAAAUCACCAACUGCUUCCCCUUCUCCAGCAAUGAGGACAACAUGGACGAGGAUGAUUAUCAAGUAACAAUGAUGCGUCGUCUACGUCGUGUUAAUGUUGACUACUUCCACGUUGGUUGGUACCAGAGUGCCGACGUGGGCAAUUUUCUGUCGCUACCAAUGCUGGAGUCGCAGUACCACUACCAAACGAGUAUUGAGGAAUCCGUCGUGGUGAUCUACGACACGCAAAAGUCCGCAAGGGGCUUCCUCACGCUGAAGGCGUACCGGUUGACCCCGCAGGCAAUUGCAAUGUACAAGGAGGAGAAUUUCACGCCUGAAGCUCUGCGAGCACUCAAGAUUAGCUAUGAGAACCUCUUCACAGAGGUACCCAUUAUCAUUCGUAAUUCCCCAUUGACGAAUAUUAUGAUGAUGGAACUCACGGAAUUGGUUCCGGAGGAGGAUGGGACGCAUUUCUUGGAUCUCGGCACGGCGUCUGUGCUUGAGAAUCAUCUACGGUGCCUCAUGGAUCGUGUUGAUGAGCUCAAUCAGGAGGCAACCAAGUUCAAUAAGCAUUUGCAGCAGGUGAAUCGGCAGGAGCAGGAGCGGCAUCGUGUGCUCACAAAGCACGCGCAGGAGAAUGCCGCACGUAUUGCCAAGGGUGAGGCACCACUUCCUGAGGAGGAUGUCAACAAGAUGUUUAGACCCAUCACCGUACCACCACGACUAAACCCGAUGAUUGUCUCCGGCCAGAUCAACACCUAUGCGCAGCAUAUUUCGCAAUUCUGCUCCCAAUCGCUGGCUAAGCUCUACAUGACCCAGGCGCUACAGGGUGCAAAGGAGAGUAAGCAAAAUUAGACGGCAUCACAAGCUACCGGAGCAUUGCGUGGGAAUGCCAGAAAAUAAUACCCAAAAUAAUAUAAAUGGAACAUUUCUCAAAAGUCUA
Molecule: messenger RNA, 1112 nt
Organism: Lutzomyia longipalpis
Lineage: Eukaryota; Metazoa; Arthropoda; Insecta; Diptera; Psychodidae
Gene: eIF3h
Product: eukaryotic translation initiation factor 3 subunit H
Exons: 2
Coding region: 14-1024 (336 amino acids)
Cellular component (GO): cytoplasm; cytosol; eukaryotic translation initiation factor 3 complex
Molecular function (GO): protein binding; metallopeptidase activity; translation initiation factor activity
Source: RefSeq, a predicted model, not a curated record